AUGGCAGCCAAAACACUCCCCGAUCCUUCACUGUGUGUCACCACGACGGACUUUGAGAAGGUCGCCAAGGAUGUUCUCUCAGAGAAGUCAUGGGUGUAUGCGUCGAGCUCAGCAGCAUCAGGGCUGUCAAUGAAGGCCAAUCUUGACGAUUGGACUUUGAUCAACUUCAGGCCUCGCAUCUUGAGGAGUGUGGACAAGAUGGACACCAGAAAGUCCAUUUUGGGUUCGACUUCACAAUUCCCUUUCUUCGUCUCGGCCAUGGGCACUCUUGGUAGCUCUCACCCAGGUGCCGAGCCUCUGCUCGUACGGGGGGCUACUCGCAAAGGCUUGCACACCAUGAUCAGUACUGCUUCGACGAAGACAUUGGAAGAGAUCAUGGAUGCACACAUCGACGAACAGCGGCUAAUCAACAACCAAAGUCCUUCUAAGCUUUCAUUCCAACUAUAUGUUCCUGUUGAUCGCGCAAAGGCAAAGUCCCUUAUCCAGAGGGUCCAGAAGGCCGGGUUCCAGAGCCUCUGGGUCACCGUGGACACUUCGACGCUGGGCAAGCGAACGGCAGACCGCUACCUUCAGGCGCAAGAGAAUCUAGCAGGGCCCAAAGAAACCGUUGUGAAAGUAGGAACCGGAGAAGUCAGCCGUGAAAAUAGUUACGCGCCUGCAUUCGGCGGCCGACAGGUUCCCGGCUCAGUGGAUGCCGGCCUCACUUGGGAGGACUUGGACUGGAUCUCCAAGGAAUGGAAUGGGCCGCUGGUUCUCAAGGGAAUCCAGAGCGUCGAAGAUGUCAGACUGGCUGUCGAGCAUGGUGUGCAGGGUAUUUUGUUGAGCAACCACGGCGGUAGACAAAUUCAUUCCGCCCCGAGCUCGUUGAUGACUCUCCUGGAGAUUCGAACAUACUAUCCGGAAGCAUUCGAAAAGCUGCAAGUGUUUGUUGAUGGUGGGCUCCGCGAUGGCUCAGAUGUCCUGAAGGCUUUAUGUCUUGGAGCAACUGCUGUAGGAGUAGGUCGGCCAUACUAUUAUGCACUUGCGGCAUAUGGUGCUAAAGGAGUAGAGCGAUGCACAGAUAUUCUCGCCGAGGAAGUUGAAAUCACAAUGAAGAUGUUGGGAGUUUCCUCCCUCGACCAACUUCGGCCCGAGAUGAUCAACACCAGUCGACUGCAGAAUGAGAUGUGGCGACCAGCAUUUGGAAGAUCGAAGCUGUGA
Messenger RNA from Penicillium antarcticum, 1200 nucleotides. RefSeq lists its product as uncharacterized. NCBI's taxonomy places the organism in Eukaryota, Fungi, Ascomycota, Eurotiomycetes, Eurotiales, Aspergillaceae. The transcript has 2 exons. The coding region runs from base 1 to 1200 and encodes 399 amino acids. The record is from RefSeq and is a predicted model, not a curated record. Gene Ontology annotation, molecular function: FMN binding; oxidoreductase activity.